GCGCGCUUCACUCCCGCACCCGACCGUGCCGGCUCAUUUACUACCGCGCUAUAUUUAACCGCUGCGACCAGAUUAAUAUCUGCAUGUUCCUCCUCAAAAAUAAGUGAUCCGUCUCUGGACAAAACGAGUGACGUGAAUACUGGACCGCGAGUGUUGUUCUUGUCAGUGCCAUUUAAAUGACUGGAUAACAUAAACAUUAAUUCUUUUCGUAUAUUGCAAGGCAGGAAGUAAAUACGAUUCACGGCAAACUGCGACCCUCAAAAUGAAUCCGCCGUCAGCGAUUCACAGCGCCAUGAGCCGCGAGCGCAAGCCGUUCACGUACACUCCGGGGGGACUGGACCUCUCCGAGAUCAAGUCUGAGCGGAUGGCCAAACGGCUGAUGAGGAAUGCGAUGAACCAAGGAGUGCCCGAGUUACCCCCUCAGGCGUUGCAGUCUCCGCCAACGCCGUCUACGCCAAUAGCCGUUCCUAAUUUCAAUUGCUUGCCGGUUCAAGUGUUUCCAACCAUCAAUUUGCCAGCAAAUCCUAAAUCGCUAUUGAGAACGCGUAGUAUUCCAGAUCAACCCAAAGAACCACCACAGUCAAAAGUGUCUCCACCUACUCAAGCAGUUAACAAUUAUAAUUUUAAACCAAGUGGAAUUGAACACUUACGUGAAACUCUCAGCAAUAAUACGGGGGUAUAUCCACUUGUAAACAAUAAUAGUUUGAAUAACAGUCGGCCAACUUCGCUGUGCGAAAAUAAUAGUAAUAGGCCAGCACCUAUGUUUGAGUACAGUACAUCUACUUCGGACUGCAACAUGCGGAGUCUACCGACAACAAAUUAUGGAAGUAACGCCUAUACGGCGUCUGUGCUGCCAGAAAUUAGUUACGAUGCUGAAUUUCUGACUACCAUACCAAGGAAAGUUGAUACCGAUAAUAGUUCUAUUAAUGUUUUAAUAAGCAAUGGAAGCAAUUCGACAACGAUCAAUGAAACCGAAUCAGCGGCAACAAAUUUUACAAUAAAGCCCAUAUCAGAAACAUGUAUUCCCAUUGAAACAAAGCCUGUUGAAGAAAAUGACGCGACUGAUGUUAAUGAUGAACAGAGAGAAGUCAAGGUGGUAAAGAAACAAGUUAAAAAAGAAAAUAAAACUGAGACUCAAAAUGGAGAUCAGAAUGGAAAUACGGAAACAGAAAUGGUUGUAAAACUACCUGCAAAGAAAGUGGCUCCUAAAGUUGAAACUAAAGUCGAUGUUGUUAAGAAAACACUGCCUGAUGGAUCCGUAGAAGAAAUAAAAACAACAACUACGAGGACAACUAUUGAUGGCCGAACAGAGAUUAAAACAAGAACUGAAACUACAGUAAUUCCUAAACAAGAAGAGGAAGUUGAGGAAGUGGAAGAGGAAGAAGAAGAAAUGGGUGGAGUUGUGGUUGAGGAAACAGAAGAAAAUGGUGAAGAAGAGGUUGUUGAAGAACCCACUACGGUAGUAGUCAAAAAAACAAUAAAGCAAAAACCGGUUGAGACUAGCAAUGUUAUCAAAAAAGAGGAAAGAACUGAAACCACAACUACAAAGAAAGUAGUAGUCGUACAACAAUCCGCACAGAAAGAAGAGGAUGAAGAGGAAGAGGAGGAGGAGGAGGAAGAAGAAGAAAUUAGAGAUGAACCAGAAACUGUAGUUGUAAAAAAAUCUACUGAAACGCCUUCAAUCGCACAAAAGGAGGAAUCCAAACAAGAAGUAGUUCAAGAGAUUAAAGGAAACAAUGAAGUAGUUAAAAAUGUGGACGCUAAGAAACCAGAGGUUGAAGAAGAACUAGAAGAGGAAGAAGAAGAAGAAGAGGAAGAAGUUGAAGUCGUUAAAAAGAAAGAAGAAACUGUAGCACCGUCAAAGAAAGAAGAGCCUGCCAAAGACCAAGAAGACGAAGAAGAAGAUGAAGAAGAAGAAGAAGAAGAAAAGCCUGCAGAACCUGUAAAGCCCGCUGAACCUGCUAAGCCUAUCGAAAGCAAGGAUCAGCAAGAAAUUGACGAAGAAUCAGAAUAUACUGAAGAAGAAAUUGAGUCGGAGAAGGAAGAAGAUCCUACUCCAAAAUCAGAUUUACCUAAAGCUGAGCCAGAAAAAGAAGAAGAAAAUGCCAAAGAAAAGACGGAAGAGCCUAAAGAACCACCUGCUUCAACUCCUGCACCGGAGCAAAAAGUUCCACUUAGAGAGCCUUCUGUCCCUCUAGAGAAAGUUGAGGAAGUGGAAAUUAAACCUAUUGGCACGACACAUGAAUCCAAAACAACUACAUCAAGUACAGAAAUUAUUACCGGAGGAAAUGACAAGCCUGCAGGAACAUUAAGCACGCAAACCGAAUACAAUAGAUAUGAAAAUAUUGUCACUGUCAAUCGUACUACCAAGACGUUGGACCACUCCUACGAACAAUUAACGCAGCAAGGUAUUCCUACUGUAAAAACUUAUUUUGCUCCUGAAAGGGAAAGAGUUUCGAUAUCACCUUCGAGACCAUAUCAGUCUACGCAAGUUUACUCUCCAUCGUAUCCUCAACCACAGCAACAACAAGAGAGACGCCAUAGUCUGCUCUUGGAAAGAUUAAGUACUGAACGUCAAAUGCCAUCAGAUUUGUAUCACAACCAAAAUUAUCAAUUCAAUCAAAGCUUUGACCAACAAAGGCAAUGGUCGCAAGAACCGCAAUCUGAAGUAGUUAAUGUGAGCAACGUAAAGCCAAGCUCCAUCACAAACCAACAAUGGUAUCAACAAAGUAGGAAGGAAAAUGUCAUCUUUAAUAAUAUAACACCUUCUGCUCCCGCAGUUUCCAGCCAGCAAUGGAGUCAGCCCCAGACCCAGGCUCAGCCUCAGGUGCAACAUCCGCUUCCAUCUCAACCUCAACCCCAAUAUCAACCUUCUUACUCUGAAUCUUUGCAAAACAACUCUAGAAUCAGUUCAAAUACUUACCAGCAACAGAGUUAUCACACACCCACUCCUACAAACUGGGCUAGCAAUAACCUUACUAGCAGUACAUUAUCCACUGCUAAUACGCAAUCCAAUCAAUAUUCACUCCUGAGCAGAGACUCUACGGAGAGUUACCAAAAGUCUACACAGCAGUACUCAUCUUCUUAUGUGCCUCCACCGUGGGAGCAGGACCCUAAUUAUGUAGCUCCUCCUCUUGAGACACAGAAUUUCUAUCAACCUCCUCCUUCAUCUAACACUUUUAGCCCAGCUUCUAAAGCUGGUUGGAAGCCAACACCACCAUCAAGCAAAUUUUCUAAACCUAUCUCGACUGCAUAUGUACCACCUGCACCAAACCAGUCGUUCGUGAAGCCAGUGACAGCUACAGAGCUACCAAAUUUACCCGGACGCAAGACGUAUUAUAGCGAAUAUGAACGACGAUAUAUAACGGUGCCAGAAUCUACUUAUAUCCCAUCAGAGACAAAGUACCAACCUCAACCGGAUCCAUCGCCUCAGUACUACUACGAUAACAAUGAACCUUGUGAAUCUGUCGAGCCCACGUGGCGUAAAGAGCUUCGCGAAUUCACUGAGAAAACCACACAACAAACUGCAUCAUCAACUGUGUCAUCAGUGAGACCUCCUUGGGAAGAAGAUCCUAAAUACGCAAAGGUCCCUACUGUAUCUUACAAUCCAACGCCGUCGUGGAGUCAAACGCUUCGGCCACAGUCUUAUCGCGAAAGAAGUUUUGAGGCUGAGCUUGUUGGAUCAAAUGAAUGGUCUAAGACCAAUACUCUGGGUCGAGGCCGACCUUUGAGUUCCUACGGAAACACCAACAUCGACGUUUCUGUUCCUGAACGACCAAGAGGGGUGUCAGUUGACAGAUACAAUCCUAACUACUACCAGUCCCCUCCAAAUCCGUCCGAGCACGGUCCCGUGCAAUCGCACACUUUAACUCCGACUCCCCCGGCGAAAAGUUAUCACAAUCCCAACGUGCCUGCCUAUCACGCUCGGGCUUCAGCUGAACCUAGAGAGCAGCAGCCUACAAUUCCACAACCGCGCAACUGGGGAGAUUCUCGUCACAGCCCAAUCCAGUCGAGAUCCUUUAAGUACCUCCAGUGGAUUACCGGCACUGAAAAUUGAGCAUCAAGCAGACAUUAGUUUAGUGUUAAGGCUUAAUUUAUGUAACAUAGAGACGUAGUGAGAGCAACUUUGGAAGGUAGUGAUGUCGGACUCUAUAACUGUGCGCAAUUGGUAGGUCCUAUGAGUAUCUUGUUUCUGUGCCAAAUUAGCCGAAGCGAUUUUUAAUGCAAAAGCGAAUUUUAUGUUUGCCUGUCAUCAUUAAUCGUAAUGACUAUUUAUUAGCUCCACAUGUAAAAUCAAUCAUGUUAACAGUAUUAGUCUUCAUGUUAACAUUUACAUUUAAAUGUUUCUGCACCUAAUGGGGAACGCACAUUAAUGCUAGAUCCCGAUCCUUUGGAUGAAUGAUUGCCUUUGGUUUUCUUUGGAUACUAGAACGUCUUUGACAGUAAUGAGAGAAAACGUGGAUGCACUAGCAUAGAACACUAUCGCUUGCGUUUUGUGACAAGUUUGGAGUCGGCGUCGGGCAUUCACGUAUCGGGUUUAUAGCCUUUACGAGUUUCAUAAUGAUCCUAGAAUUCGUCAUCCGAAUUCAAAGAGAUUAAAAUUAUGAAACCAGAAUGCAAACAUCCAAAACAGUUGUAUGCACGUAAUUACUUAAGGUUGUACAAUUCGAGACGAAUAGAUCGAUUGAAUGUAAAAUUAGGUUAAGUUAUUCUCUGGUAGACUUUGCACCUUUAUCUGUCUGUAUAAUUUUCAUUUGUUUAUAAUAAUUAAUUUUGUAUUCAGUUUGCCUUAGCGGUACUCUUAUACGUAUUAAAGUAGACAUCUGUAUUUGCAGGCUUCGUGCAAUUAUGUCGUUUAUAUGUGUCGUUUUGAUAAUUUACACUUUGUUGAACAGUACUGUAACACGAUGAUGUGAUAUUUUGAAUUCUUUUUGUCUAACCUAGUCAUUGGAGACGUUGUGUCGCUAGUCUUAGUAUGACAUAAAAUUUUCUUAAUUUUUAUGCCAAUGCAUUUCUGCUUCAAUUGUUUUUAACUAAUUUGAUAUGUAAUAACUUUUUACACAUUUUUCUACUUAUGUGCCAUUGUGUAGAUAGUGUGUCCUUGUAACUUAUUAUAUUAUGUAUUUAACUUAAUAAAUAUUUUUUUAUGAUGUACCCGUACACUACCUUUGCUUAAAUAAUUUAUUAGUAUUAGUUAUUAAAAAUUAACAAUACUUAUAAAGUAAGGCUUUUUUGAUAUCGAAGUCAGAAAGUGUUUUAGAAGUUCCUCUUCUCAGUUAUAAUAAUGUAAAAAAAUAUAUAAAAAUACAUCGUUCUCUAUCUACA
Messenger RNA from Hyposmocoma kahamanoa, 5325 nucleotides. Its product is annotated as FK506-binding protein 5-like. The coding region runs from base 263 to 4057 and encodes 1264 amino acids. The record is from RefSeq and is a predicted model, not a curated record. The transcript has 4 exons. NCBI's taxonomy places the organism in Eukaryota, Metazoa, Arthropoda, Insecta, Lepidoptera, Cosmopterigidae.